This is a messenger RNA of Hevea brasiliensis (rubber tree), 3755 nucleotides long. Its product is annotated as rho GTPase-activating protein REN1. The transcript is spliced from 24 exons. NCBI's taxonomy places the organism in Eukaryota, Viridiplantae, Streptophyta, Magnoliopsida, Malpighiales, Euphorbiaceae. The record is from RefSeq and is a predicted model, not a curated record. The coding region runs from base 455 to 3199 and encodes 914 amino acids. Gene Ontology annotation, biological process: signal transduction.
CAAGGGUACAAUGAAAACAACGCGAAGGGGUGAGUGUGCAAGAAAUAGACAGACUGUGACAUGAGUGGAAGUUACAGGGAAUGCCCUCCAUGAAUCAUAUACUCCCUCCAACACGUUCGCUGAGAGAAGAACGCGUAUGACGUGUACAAGUGUCACUGCCUCGUGUUAGGAGAGACCCCCGCUUUCUUUGCGGAGGUUAUUUGCUUGACCACCGGGUUUCUGUUGGAAAAUCAAUUCUGGAGAGAAAGGAGAAACUACCACCACAGCUAUCUAAGGGGGAAAAAAAAGGAAAAGAAAUUUUCUCAAAAAAGUCUCGCUUCUGUUCUCUUUCUAUCUUUACGCUUGCUUCUCUUCUCUUUUCUCCUCUUUCUCCCUAUCCAAAACCGGGUGCAGAGUGUAUUCGCUUGCUGAUCGUCCACUGAGAUGCGAUUUUUAGUGAUUCGCGGAUCAAGUGAUGACUACGAACAAGAACACAAACACAGAAUUGUCUCAGGGAGAUGGCGGUGCUGCUCAACCUCCUGCGGGAACUCCGCCGCAGGGACAGUCUGAAAAUGUUGGUUCCCGGGCUGGGAAUACGGUUUUCAAGAGUGGGCCUCUUUUUAUAUCAUCUAAAGGAAUUGGUUGGACAUCCUGGAAGAAGCGGUGGUUUAUUCUUACACGAACUUCACUGGUUUUCUUCCGAAGUGAUCCAAGUGUUGUUACUCAAAAAGGGAGUGAAGUGAACUUGACUCUUGGUGGUAUUGAUCUCAACAAUUCAGGCAGUGUGGUUGUGAAAUCAGACAAAAAACUUUUGACUGUUCUCUUUCCUGAUGGUCGUGAUGGGCGAGCUUUCACUCUUAAGGCUGAAACUUUAGAAGAUUUAUAUGAGUGGAAGACUGCACUUGAGAAUGCUCUGGCAGGAGCACCAAGUGCUGCUCUUGUGAUGGGGCAAAAUGGUAUCUUCAAGAACGAUCAGAAUGAUGAAAUUGAUUGUUCUUUGGACCAGUGUGCGGUAACGUUGAAGGAUAAAGUGCCCAAAAAAGCUAUGGUCAUUGGCAGACCAGUUUUACUUGCUUUAGAAGAUGUUGAUGGAUCUCCGUCUUUCCUAGAAAAGGCUCUUAGGUAUAUAGAAGAGCACGGAGUCAAGGUGGAAGGAAUUUUACGUCAAGCUGCAGCUGUUGAUGAUGUUGAGCAUCGAAUUCAGGAAUAUGAACAAGGAAAAUCAGAGUUCUCUCCAGAGGAAGAUGCACAUGUGAUUGCUGAUUGUGUCAAGUUUUUCCUCCGUGAGUUGCCAUCCUCUCCAGUCCCUGCAUCUUGCUGCAAAGCACUGCUAGAAGCAUUUCGAAAAGAUCGUGGCAAUCGAGUUAAUGCCAUGCGAGUAGCAAUAUUAGAAACCUUCCCUGAGCCAAACCGUCGCUUAUUACAAAGAAUUCUGUUGAUGAUGCAAACUGUGGCUUCCCACAAAGCUGAGAAUCGAAUGAGCACUUCAGCUGUUGCUGCUUGUAUGGCACCUUUACUUCUGCGUCCCCUUCUAGCUGGUGAGUGUGAAAUUGAAAAUGAUUUUGAUGUGGGAGGUGAUGGUUCUCUUCAACUUCUGCAAGCAGCUGCUGCAGCUAAUCAUGCUCAAGCCAUUGUUAUAAUAUUAUUGGAGGAGUAUGAUAAGAUAUUCAGUCUUCUUCAGGAAGGAAUCAUGUCCCCUGGAUUAUACUCCGACUCAGACGAGUGUGAAAGUGAGGAUGAGGAGGUAACAGAUGAUGAUGAAUCCUAUGAAGAUGAUGAUGAGGAUGAUGCAUCACAAGAGUCUGAUGCAUAUUCAGAUGAUGAUCUUGGAAAUGCAUCAACUGGAACUGACAGUGGUGAAUCAGAGGACAAUGAUAUAUCUCACAGUAAGGGUGAUGAUCAUAGCCCCGAUUCCAAGUCCGCUCAAGUAGAUAAUGAUUGUAGGGUUGAAGAAUUGUCAAAUUCAGUUCAAAUUUCAUUACCCUCACAUCAUGAUGCAGAAAAGAGUGAGAAUAUUCAGGGCCAAAGUUACAAUAAUUUGGCUACUCAAAUCAUUGAGUCACAUGAAUUAGUAGGAGAUUUCCCUGGGGAAACAAAUUUGGAGAACAUGCAAACUGGUGAUCCAUCUGCAUAUAUCUCUGAGUUUAUAUUACAAGUAAUAGCUAUUUCUGAUCUGAUAUUCUUUUUCCCCCUUUACUUUUGGACUGGAGUUCAGGCAAGGAAGAAUGUUUCUAUGGCAUCCACUGAUUACACUUUUGAUGACGAAGUUGAAAUCCAGAAGCUGGAGUCUGCUAAAAUUGACUUGCAACAUAGAAUUUCUGAAGAGGUUAAAGUUAAUGCAGUUUUGCAAGCCAACUUGGAAAAACGAAAGAAGGCCUUGCAUGAGCGCCGUCUAGCCCUUGAGCAAGAUGUGGCAAGACUGCAGGAAGAGCUGCAAAAGGAGAGAGAAAAGAGGAUGAUUCUGGAAGCAGGACUUAACGAAUCUCAGGCACACCAAUCUGUUCCAGCUAUUGUUGGGGAAAAAGUGAAGAAAGAGCUUGAGGAAGUAAGUCAAGCAGAGGCAGAUGUCAAUAUGAAGCAGAAGGUUGAUGAUCUCAGUGUGCAGCUGAAUCAACAGUGCGAGCAAAACCAUGGCUCCACGCGUGAUUCAAGCAAUCAGCCAAUGCAUACUUCAAACCAUCAAGCAAAGUGGAAAGAUAAACAGAGAGAUACUGAAGCUAAUGCAACUUCAAAUGUUGGAAGGUCUGCAAAUAAGGAUACUUGUGCAGACAAAUCAACUAAUUUAUCAAACAAGACUCCACCUCAAAGCCAGCAGCCAGAUCCAGCACGUAGUAGCAACUCCAGGUCUUCAACCAAUUCCAAAAAGUCUAGCUCAAGGAUUGAGGGAUUGAAUUCCACAACUUCUGCACUGACAAAGUUGACAACCAGACUCAAUUUUUUGAAGGAACGACGAAGCCAGCUUACCAGUGAACUCCAAAAUAUGGAUAAAGGUCGAGCUUCAGGUCAAGCAACUACAACUAGUAAAGUUAGAGGAUCAGAGGUCCGUCAAUCACCCCAAAUCCCUGAGAAGAGCCAAGGUUCAGAAGUUCAUUCUGUUCAAAAUCCAGAAAAAGGGCUGGGAACAGAAGGUCAAUCACAUAAAAAUUUUGAAAAAUCUAGAAAAUCGGAUAAUCUCCAAGAUGGAGGAAAAUCUUUGGAAAUCAACAUCCCCAAGAUCUAGACAAAGGAAAAUCUGAAGGCCAUGGAUCCCACAAUUCUGGCAAAAUUAAAGGAUCAGAAGCCCAACCUCAGGCAACUCCAAGAACCAACCCCAGAUGAUACUAAAUGAGUGAUCAUUUAUGUGCACUCACAAGCAUUGUUUAUGUCCUCAGCAAUUUGUGUAGAUAGAUCAUGGCACUUGGUAAUAGGAUAGAGCAAUGCGUCAAAGUACUUGGGUGUCCAUGAACCCCACCACCAGCCGCGCCACACCAAACACCCCACUAACCCCGGGCCCAGGAUGUACAUAUCAACCAUCACCUUGAUGUAAGUCGAGUCGUAGGCUGAAUUGCUUGUAAGUUAAAGUUAUUUGCUGGUUUAGAGACCAAGCAGUAUUUCUGUUGCAUCCUUUGCAUGGGUGAACUUACUUUUUAAUGUAAUUGGAGUUGCUUGGCCACUGUGAGCUUGCAUGACCUGGAAUCAAGCCUCCACCUAUUGUCUUGAGGGUCUAAUUUUGAUUCAUCGGUUGUCCUGCAAAUAAUUUUGAUUAGAUGAAUUUCAUUACCCAAUUUUUUCUGCAA